Molecule: messenger RNA, 2542 nt
Organism: Archocentrus centrarchus (flier cichlid)
Lineage: Eukaryota; Metazoa; Chordata; Actinopteri; Cichliformes; Cichlidae
Product: nuclear apoptosis-inducing factor 1
Exons: 4
Coding region: 895-1956 (353 amino acids)
Cellular component (GO): nucleus
Source: RefSeq, a predicted model, not a curated record
AAUGCCACCAUCUUCGUCAACAAGAUUUAGUUAGCGAUGUAGCUAACGUUAACCGGACACAAAUUGUGAAGUGAUAGCAUCACAGUAGCAAACUUGAUAAUUGCUAUCUUGGCGAUAAGGAAGUUUAUCUUCACGUUUCCGGACUAAAUCACAAUUUAUUUAAUUCGCGGGUAUGUUCAUAAUCUCAUUAGCUAUUUCUGCUAUCGGCAUGUACCUCUUGAGGUGAGGUUGUAUUUUAAUAACGCGUUUUGUUAGCCAUUUCUCAGCGCAGCGUUAGCUAACGUUGCUUUGCUGCAUAUAGCUAGCACACUGGAUAUUGUUGUGGGAUUGCUAGCUAAGUAGACGUCGUACUUUAUCAGGGAAAUGACAGAGCUAUCACUCGGUAAAAUAACGAGUGAUAUGUAAAGGUGUCUGCUUGCAAAUAUCUCCGAGUGGCUUCUGAAUGUAACAACCUAACUAUGCUAUCGCAUGUGUCAAGUGACCACAGCAUCCUCCAUUGUUCAUUCACUCUCCCGGGACUGACAGUGUAGUGCUAUGCCCGAGCUGUUUCCCUGUUUACCCGUGAAAGUUGGCUAUGUAGCUACUUAAAUGUUAAUAUGAAUUAAUUUAUCAGCUUAUUAAUUGAUAACUAACUGGACCUCCAGAGGUGGACAUUGCUCUGUUAAUCCUGCAGGAGAAUAUCAGAUUAUGAAUACUACUGUCCUGACCUUUCCUCGUGUCAGUUGUUUUUGUUUAGUUCUUAAUAUUACAUUUUACAUCAGAGACACAAGACACGAUUUACCGUCCACACUUUGUUGUUAAUCAGACUGUGGAGCCUCCUCUCAGACACCCGGAGGAGCUGAAACACAGCAGAUCCGUGAGAGCAGCUGGAUACCUGCUGACACUGUGUGGAGAAUGUCUUCACCGAUAUACUACAACCAAGACAGUGUCACACGCUUCAAGAAAAGAAAGGCUCGUUUCUCUUUCAGUGAAGUCCACAUACUGCUGGAUGAAGUGAGGAAGCACCGUAUGGUGGUUGUGGGCAAAUUCAAUCGUGGCGUGCCAACAGACAUGAAAAAGCGCACAUGGGCAGAGAUUACCGCACGGGUCAAUGAGAUCGGGGAGUGCCAGCGUGAGGUCAUAGAGGUCAUCAAGAAGUGGUCUGACCUGAAGUGUGACACAAAGCGGAAAGUGGCUGCUAUGCGGUCAGGGACAGUGCCCAACAGAGGACUCAACUCGCGCCUUUCCCGGGACCUUAAUCAGACAGAGAAAAUAGUCCUCCAGAUUCUGGAGAUGGACGAGGAAGAGCAGAGCACCGGUGACUUCGGCCCGUUGGGGGAAGACGAUGAUGUGCCAGAGGAGGAAGAAGAGUUGGAAGAGGAAGAUAUGAUUGGAUUGCAGAGCUCUCCCAAUGGCGGGUUGGACAUGUUGCCUAUGCCUCCACCUUCUUCAUACAACAUAAGUGGACUUGCGCAGUCAGGGGACUCGUCUCAGCCCGCUUUUGAUGUGCAAUAUGAGGUUCCUCCUGCAGAAGAUACUGAAAAUGCAUUUGGAGACUCAGACGAUGAACAAAGAGAUGAUGUGUUAACUUCAACUCAGGCAGCAAAACCAAAAGACGAUCACCAAGCCAACAACGGCACCCAGAAACAAGGACAACCUCAGACGUCUGCCGGACUGUCAGCAUCAGCGGCCACUCUUCCCGUGCCAGGUCACCCCUCACAGAGCACGAGGGACAGCAUGCUGCACAAUGCGUCGCUGAGCCUUCAGGAGCAGCACGCCACCAACAUCCUGCUGGAGACUGUUUCACGCUCCCUGGAGCUUCUGUCAGAGUCAGUGCAGCAGCUGGCAGAGACUCAGCAGGAGUUUGUGCGCGAGUCGCUGCAGCUCCAGCGGGAGACGGUGCAGGUGCUCAGAGACUUCACAGGUGGAGCCAUCGCGCUCAUGCAUGAUAAACUGAAUGGACGGCCAGCGUUAUAACAGCAGUGACACGUGCGGAUGAGGAUAUCUCACUGACUUCAUGGGCUUCAGGUGCAGGAACUUCUCGGUUCUUUUGGACUUCACUCAUGGUUCUUUUUUUUUAAUCAACAGAUUUUCUGUGGUUUUAUUUUAAAACUAUUGGUAGAAUUAUUGUAUUGAUGGAAUUACUGUUCGUGUGGUUACAUGAAUGUGGAUUGCAAAAAUAACCUAUAUUAGCCAUAAAGAAAGAAGAUGGAGGUUUUUUUUUUGCUACUGAAAGUGAGACUCCACCACAUGCAUUUUCUAUUAAGAAAACAACUUGUUUAAAGCCUUUGAAAAGUUCUCAGAAUGCAUUUGUGUGUCUUUAUGUUGUACUUUCCCCCUUUGCAUUAUGUCUGGAGAUUAUCAUGCGUACUGUAACGGUGAGUGGAUGUCUGCACUUGACCAUUAUAUGGUCCUUAUGUGUGAGAGUUAGCUAUGGUGUGUUAGAUACUUUGAAAAUACAAGUAAGUAUAUUAUUUGUGAUUGAUUUUGUUUUUUACAUUACAAACAUGAACACUUGAAUAUGAAAAUUUCACUAAGUUCUUUUAAAUAUAUAAUAAACUUG